AUUGUUUUGGGGAAGGUGCGCGGUGGGGGAUGGGCACAGACUAAUGUACCAACAAAAAGUUUAACCACUUCGCCGACCUCACUGACAUGGCUGAACACUCGCGCUGGCAGAUGUUCCGGAGUCAGAUAUGGCUCGCAUUAAAACACAACAUCACUGGAUCGUUUUAAUAUAUCAGCGCUAAUGUUUUUGAUUUAUUUGAGGACACCACGUUGACUGAGAUUGAUGUUGUUGUGGCGACGAGUAGUUAAAUCAUUUUCUUAUUGGCGGUGUCUAACUGACCCCCCCUACUGUCAGCGCUGGUUUAGUCUGGCUCGCCCCCAGUUCGUGCAUUUGUCCCGGGAUGACCUGUUGAUGUCUGUAAAAUAAGAUAAGGUGGGGUGUCUGAACUAGCGCGAAAUGGCUAAGCAACAUUAACUUUAAAUUCCGUGGGAUGAAAAACUAUGCAAUCGGGCGUCAAAGAGAUAAUUUUUAUCCACAAGCCCAUGCAUCGGUAGUAUCUCGAGCGUUACCCUUGUGUGUUGUAGUGGCGUGGAGAACGGGGCGAACCCAAAUUUUAGCGGUACAGUUGUGCUAAGCAGCUCCGCUCCGGGUGCUCGAAUCGGACCCGUCUAGGCCCCAGGAUGUAGGCACGCUCUCGAUGCGGUGCAUUGGCAAACACGGGACAAGAGCGGCAGAUGUGUACCGCCUUGGCAAACUCAUUUUAUGUGAACGCGGCGAUUUCCCCCACCCCGCGCUGAACGCGUUUGUGCUCGCUCGCAUGUAGGUGCUGCAUAUCUCACAGAGUGGGUCAUAGUAAGCGCGUUUGCCAUCAUUUCUAACCUCCGGCCCGUGGCAGGACUCAGGACGGACGGACGAGUGGGCAGAUUGAUUGACACACGGUUAACCUGCCGCCGCACAACACUGCUGUACGGGCAGCACUGGCGGACAAAGAUUUGGCACCACAGUAUUUACUGGAUUUGUGAAGCUGUAUCUUUUUUUAACAUAUAAGAUUUCUGUGGCGGUGCUGGCCAUAGCGCCAUGGCUCAGACCCUUCAGAUGGCGAUCCCAAACUUUGGCAACAAUGUCUUGGAGUGUCUGAAUGAGCAGCGUCUUCAGGGCCUGUACUGCGAUGUGUCUGUCGUGGUAAAGGGCCACACUUUCAAAGCUCAUCGCGCCGUGCUGGCAGCCAGCAGCUCUUACUUUCGCGACCUCUUCAACAGCAAUGCGGGCAGUAAGACCCCAACGGUGGUGGAGCUGCCCCCGGCCGUACAGCCCCAGAGCUUUCAGCAGAUCUUGGCCUUUUGCUACACUGGCCGGCUCAGCAUGAACGUAGGAGACCAGUUUCUGCUCAUGUACACGGCCGGCUUUCUCCAGAUCCAGCAGAUCAUGGAGAAAGGCACAGAGUUCUUCUUGAAGGUCAGCUCUCCUAGCUGUGACUCACAAGGCCUUCACACUGAAGAGACCCCUCCUUCGGAGCCUCAGAGCCCGGUUACCCAGACGGCAGCCGGGGCUGCGGCCAACGGAGGUGGUGCGGUGGUAGCUGCGACAGUCAGUCGGCCUACUUCCUGCCUGACGCCGUUGCCCCUGGUGUCUCGGGUAAAGACUGAGCAACCGGAGGCGUCGCCCUAUUCUGUGGUGUGCACGCCAGUGGCCAAGCGGCUUUGGGAAGGAAGCACUCGGGAAGGCGGAGGAGGCUCGGGGGGAUCGGGCGGAGGAGGGAUGAGGAAGGCGGCUCGCUUUUCCCAAGAGAUGGCACGUGGAAACGCCAUCCAGCAGCAGGGUAGCAUGGGACUUGCAAUGGGUCUUGGAAUGGGACAGGGGGGUCACGGCGGCAACACCAAUGGGAAUGGCAACGGGACGAGCAGCGCCACCCCGGAAGGCACCAGCCCUGGUACCUUGAGCGCCUAUGCCAGCGAUUCACCUAUUUCUUACCAUGACGACGAGGAAGAGGAGGAGGUGGCAGAUGAUGGCACUGAAGAGCAGUACAGGCAGAUCUGCAAUAUGUACACCAUGUACAGCAUGCUCAACGUGGGUGCUGCAGCAGGUGAGCGUGUGGAGGCUCUUCCUGACCACUCGGAGACACGGCCCAGAAUGCGUGGACGACAGGAUCUCGCCUCUCUCCCCGCUGAGCUCAUUGCCCAGAUUGGUAAUCGCUGUCAUCCCAAACUGUAUGAGGAAGGUGACCCCGCAGAGAAACUGGAGCUAGUUUCAGGUACCAGCGUGUACAUCUCACGAGCUCAGCUGAUGAACUGUCACGUCAGUGCAGGCACCAGACACAAAGUUCUUCUGAGGAGGCUGCUGGCUGCUUUCUUUGAUAGGAGUACUCUGGCAAACAGCUGUGGAACCGGCAUCCGUUCCUCCACCAAUGACCCCAGUCGUAAGCCACUGGACAGUCGUGUGUUGCAUGCAGUCAAGUUUUACUGCCAGAACUUCGCCACCAGCUUUAAGGAGAGCGAGAUGAACGCCAUCGCAGCGGACAUGUGCACUAACGCUCGCCGCGUGGUAAGGAAAAGCUGGAUCCCUAAACUGAAGCUACUGAUGGCGGAGGGUGACGCCUACGCCAACUUCCUUCCCGACAGCAUCAAGAUGGAAGGGGACGGCCUGGGGGCGGAGCCUACCUUUGAAACGGCAAGCUUGGAGGGCGGCACCUCCGUGGAGACUGGCGGUUCCUCGGGCGAGUCUCUGCAGGGUGUGGGUGGAGACAGUGGCACUUUGUUUCAGUGAGUGACCCAGCGAGGAAAGCCCUGCCCCAUCCCCUCUGCCGCCCCACUUCGCACCCACCUCCCACCCUGCUGCGUGACUCUGGGCUCUGCUGCUUUUGCCUGGGAUGGGAAGGGAGAGUCGGGUAGGAGAUUGGAGAAGUUUCAUGGUCUGUAAAGGCUACUGUAAGGAGGAACGCAAGGGGUUUAUGACGGCACCAUUUUCAAUCGUGGUUUUUUUUUUUGUUUGUUUGUUUGUUUUCGUUUUUUGCUGAAUAACCCUUUUUGCACAGAAGUUGCCUCCAUGCUCUGCAAUGAAUAUAUAUAGUCACAAUACUAAGUACCUAAUUAGGACCAGGAAAAGUUUUCCGGUGUCUCGCACACACCAACACACACAUGCUCUACUGGAGGCUGAGGUUCCCUGAUUUCACUGUAACGAAAUUGAAUGUAUUAGUUUGUAGCACCAGGCUAUGUGAGCCGACUGUAUUUGGCCCAAAAGAGUGAGAGAGAGAGAGACAGCAAAUGUGUUCAUCAUACGAUCUAAGGAACAGCAGAUGAAGAAAGCAGUGAGAGGAGAAGUAGGUUGCAUAUUCUGUCUCUCGUUCAGUCUAAAACGGAAAGAAUUCGAUAUCCUCCUCUCCUUCCAUUCCUCUCAAAAAUAUGUGGGAUCUUACUCUGCCACGUUCUUUGUUUUACGUUGCUGUUCUCUCCUCUCUCCUUCUGCUUUUGUACUGCAUAUGAUAUAAAUCCAGAGUUGAUGAAAGAUUAAGGAUUGUAAAGGAUAAAAAUAUAUAUAACUAAACUGAUGGCACCUUUAAGGGGCACGAGAGAUAGAGAGGGAUUGUUUUAAAAUCUCUUUGUAUUGUUGUUGUUGUUUUUUUUGCCUUAUUUUUGUUUUACUUUUAUGUUUGGGACACCUUACUAAGUGGAAAUGGUAAAGGACUAUUUUUGCAUAAGGAUUAUCUUAAAGAUUGGUGCUUUGCUUUUUUUAAUGUUCACGCCAUCGCUGAGACUGAAUUUGAUUGGCCGUUCAGUCUGUCCGUUGCCGAUGUACGACUUUGUUCAAAUGAUUGUGGUGCCAAACUGGCUGCUUUCAAUGACAAAGAACUGGUGGAUGAAUCAGAUGUAGGCAGAUUCAAGAUCAGUUUUUAUUAAAAAAAAGUCAGAAUAAUGUGUUUUAAAUAAUAUUAGAAGUCUUUUAGCUUUCUCCCCACUUCCACACAACGACAUUUGCAGCCCAAGGAGGAAGGGAAGUUAUGCUUCUCAUUGUUAAUCACUUUACUGUCUUAAGGUUUGGGACUGACUUUGUGUGUGUUUGGGAGUGGAGGAGGGUUUACAUUGCCUGUGUCCCAGGAGAGGAGGCACAGAAUGAUGUUGCCCAUGUCCCUGUUUGGGCAGCUGUGCGUGUGUGUGUGUAUGCGCAUGUGUGAAAGUGUGUCUAUGCUCGCUUAGGCAAGCAUGUCUGUGUCCGCCCAAGUCACCAUCUGUAUACAUUCCUUGCACAUAGCUGGCAGUGUGUGUUUGCAUGUGGGUGAUGUGUUGAUUCGGGGAUUUAAGGUAUGUUUGUUUCUGUGUUUGUGCAUUGGAGGCACAUCCUGUACGGAUGCUUUUAAAGUAAUUCGGCCAUCUGAAAGUUUGCUAUAACCCAUCAACUUUUGCAUAUGCCCAGAUUUCCAUUCAGGAUUUGAAUGAGAUCCCAGGUGAUAUCUUAAUGUUCGGUCAGGCAUGGCUUUAAAUGCACAUGCCUGGCUUAAACAGAAAUAUGAUACUUUGGGCUAUUUAAAUAUUUUAUAGCCAAGUAGUCUAAAACCUUUACGUGUGUGUGUGUGUGUGUGUGCGAGUUUUAUCAUUGUGUCGGGCUGCUGAUCUCCUGGGACGCAUACAGUAGCUGCCCCUAUUUCUGAUGAUAGAGGAAAUUGACCUCUUUGCACCUUUUCGUAGAUUGAACUAGAGCUUUUUGCACCUUUUUUUGUAGAGGAGAUUGACGGAUUGUGCACCUUUUUGUAGAGCGUACUCGAUGGUUUUUGGACUAAAUUAGUGUGUGUGUGUGUGUCUGGUCUCGAGCGGGAUGCACCCCUGUGUCCGACCAGCCACGCGGAAUACUGAUGUAAAUAUUGAAGAGACUGUUGAACAGAUUUUGACCACGUUUUUAACAGGUCAUUUGUCUUUUUAAAUGAUGGCUUACAUUAGGUCUUUCACCCCUUUUGUUUUAGCUCGCGUUUACUCUUUGUUUCUUUCAUUUGCAUAACCAAGUCUGGCUUACCUGCUGUUUGUAUAUCUGGAAAUUGUAGUUUUUAUCUCGUUUGUUUGUUUGUUUUCCAGGCAGAAGUCGUAGCAAAUAAAGUGAACUACGGGCAGGUUUACUUCUUAGCAGACUGGUUCGGGUCCGACUGGCGACCUCGUUUUUUGGACCAGAAAACAAUAAUGCCUCUUUUGCAGAAAUGUAUAACAUUGACGCGCUUGCAAAAUCAACAUCUGGCUUUAAAACUGUCACACAGAUGUGCAUGCAUCCAUUUCUUUUCUCUCCAUUAUUUUCUUUUAACAGACCAUAUGUACUGUAUUUACUUUUAAGAAUACUACUAAUUCAAGACGAAAGAGUUGACUUGCCAAGUUUUUUUAAGGAUACAAUAUAGAGUCGUUUGGCUGAUGAUAGAGUACUGAGUAUUUUUUCAUUUCUUUGUAUCGACUAAAGUUCUGGGAAGGUGGGGCUGUUGUGAGGGAUAUAUUGGUGCUAUGUGUGCUAUCCUUUAGAUGUUAAAGGCCUCCUGGUCACUGGUGCCUUUUGAGUAGGACUGUGGGAGACAGACUGUGUGUGUAUGUUUGGGUGGGAGGUAAAGCAGUGGCGUUUCUCUCUCCUCUUGCUGGUUCUGACUGUGCCAGUGUUUAUGCGUCCUCCAUUUUGAUGGCACAGAUCACAUAUGCUGCAUGCGUUGCUGGAGAGGAACUGUUGUGUCCACACGCCACCUGCUGUCUGUGUGUCGUUGCUGCAGCAGCAGCAGCAGCUAAGAUUUACUACUUGCAGUCAACACCAGGUGGUGUCAUACCUGAGAAAGUCUUAUGGAGACUGAGUCACCGCUAAAGAUGGCUUUGCUCCGGUUGAGUUAGGUCAAAGGUGAAGUGUGUCAUUGUAUGUCAAUGUUAAAAUACUUUCUCCUAUCCCAGCUUUGGUUGAUGCCUGCGCCUCUGUGGCACUAUCAAAACAUUGCUCUGUUUGUUUGAGCACCUAGAGCACCAACCAAUGUCGUGGUUUUGGGGCGGAGCUGUUUAUUUUUGAGCUCAAUAGCUGGCAGAGGGCUUAACGCAGGUGGCACGGAAACUACACGCUUUUAAAGAACUUAAUUCCUUUAUUUAAAGGUAAACCAGGCCUUCCCAGAUUUUCCAACAUUUGAAGGUUUCUUAAGGGAUGUGUAUAAAACAAAGGGACCAGUGUUGAUCAUAAAAGGCCAGGAUGUCCAUAUCACACUGCCUAUCUGUCUGAUUUCUGUGCCUGAGUAAAGCACCUUUUCUGGGGUUCACGUUUAUAGACCUGCUCCCCGGCACCUUGCAAUUCAGUCUGACUGUGUUACAGAGCACAGAGAGCAGAUAGAUGACAGACGCUCGCACGUGUGGAGAAAGAGCGUGAGAGUUUUGCAGACUUUAAGUCUUGUCAUUCUUCCUUAUAGUACAGUCUGUUGGGGUACUGUGCAUUUGUGAAUUUGUAAACUGGUUGGUCACUAAAGGCAUGUGAGCGGUGUAUUAAAAACUAAUACGCAAACACUCAAUGAAACGGCGAAUGUAUCUUCCCUCUGCAAAGGCAGAAAUCAGGCUUGUCUUUUCGGGAGUGACAGAUGCUGGCUGUAUUUGCAGGUUUUACUUUAGCUUGCAAUUUUUUGCUACGUUUUCUCAACCCAAGCCUCUUUACCCAGAAUGCAGCGCUGCUAUUCCACUCUAAAUAACAGACGCAACACAAAGACUCUCACCUCUUUCUCUGUGUGUUGCAUUCUUUUCCCUAACACUCUGCUUUCAAUCUUCUCCCUGAUACGAGAUUGAUGAAGAAAAUGACGAUAACCCAAUUUUGCAAACGUUUCGGUAAAGUAACGUGCGACAGCCGGACAAAUUUACGUCUGGACGUGGUAUCGGUUACAGAGAAAUACAGACAGGAUGGGGAUGAUAUCAGUUUGCUUUAACCCUCAAAUCAAUGAACUGGUUGAAAACCAAUUUUUUUACGAUGCAGUGUCUCACUUUCUAUAACUACAUCCCUAUACAAAUCUAUAUACUGUAUAUUACAUAGAAGCACUAAUGAAGUUUGAUUGUUAGUCGUGCACUAUCAGCAUGAGUUGUAACCCAUACCCAGCUGUGCUCAUGCAGUGACCCUGUAAUGCCAGUGCUCAUCCACUCCAUUCUGUCUGUGUUCAAAGUGCCAAUAACUUUGUGAAUCCCUAACUGUGACCCAAUAUUAUCAAAAGUAAUUGCACAUUAACUACUGUACAAAUAAAAAAAAGAGUAAGAGAAAAGUCAAAGAAUACAGCUGAAUAUCUUAAUAAAAGUUUGUAACAAAGGU
Messenger RNA from Paramisgurnus dabryanus, 7218 nucleotides. Lineage: Eukaryota; Metazoa; Chordata; Actinopteri; Cypriniformes; Cobitidae. The record is from RefSeq and is a predicted model, not a curated record.